CCUCCGCCGCUUUGACGCUCCUGUCCGGACGCCGCUCGCCGCGCAGGGAGGGAGCGGCAGCGUUUAUUGCUGAGCAACGGAGGGAGAGAAGGCCGCCGCGCAGCAGCAGCAGCAGCAGCAGCAGCAGAGAGCCAGACUGAACUGCAGCAACGGCAGGGCUGGGCUCUAUACACACACACACAGACACAUACACCCCUUCAACAGCGAACACACAGCAGAAAGGAAACAAAAAAAGGGAUGGCCUAGCUGUGUUGUGCUGUUGGCAGUGUAUCAGCAGUGAGCUACCUGGACCAGAGGUGUGUACCAGAGGCAGCAGCAGGUUGCAGAGAUGAGUGUGACCUCCUGGUUCCUGGUGAGCAGCGGGGGAACUCGCCACCGACUCCCCCGGGAAAUGAUCUUUGUUGGCAGGGAUGACUGUGAGCUCAUGCUACAGUCCCGCAGUGUGGAUAAGCAGCAUGCAGUCAUCAACUACGAGGCUGGAACUGAUGAACACAAGGUCAAGGACCUGGGCAGCCUGAAUGGGACCUUUGUAAAUGAUGUCCGCAUCCAGGAGCAGAUGUACAUUACUCUGAAGUUGGAGGACAAACUGAGGUUUGGAUAUGAUACCAACCUGUUCACGGUGGUAAGAGGAGAGCUAACUGUGCCUGAGGAAGCUUUAAAGCAUGAAAAGUUUACCAGCGGCCUCCAGCUCAGCAAGAAGCCGUCCAACGGUGAAACCACUACGACGACAACCACAAGCAAGUCUCCCGCUAAGACUCCAACAAAGACACAUAAGUCCCCCAGUGGCAGCACCCUAAGGACAGCGGAGAGUAGAACAACAGAUGGGGUCUCCUCCUCCAAAGAGCCAUCAGCUAAACCUGUAGAUGCCCACAAAGCAGAGGAGAGGAUAGGAGGGGAUGUUACAGCGCUGCCUCGUGGGACCCCCCUGUACGGCCAGCCGUCUUGGUGGGGGGAUGGGGACGCAGACGACGAGAACUCUUUCAAACAGGAAAGCAAGUCAUCCAGCAAAAAACAUGACAGCUCCUUUUCAGACAGCAAAGAGGCACGUCGAGGGGAGAAAGCUAAAGAGGAAGGUCUUCAUGCGUCCUCCGCCCACGAUUCCAGUUACUUUGAGAUCCCUACCAAGGAGGGUCACAUGGCUAAUAACGGCAUCCAUGAGAUUCCCACCAAGGACACAGAGGGCACCUCUGCUCACACUGCAGCUCAAGGCCACGCCUCCUUCACCAUAGAGUUUGACAACACUUCUCCUGGGAAAGUCACUAUUAAAGACCACGUGUCAAAGUUCACACCCGACCACCACAGAUCUCGCUCCAAGAAGAGCGGAGCAGGAAGCGGAGGAGCAGGCGCAAGGGACUUAAGCACGCUGCAAGCCGCCAUGAUGGCAUCAGAGAGCAAGGUGGCCGAUUGGCUGGCCCAGAACGACCCCACUCUGGUGCGCAGCGAGUCAACGGAGGACGACAGCAAGAGCAUCAAGAGUGACGUACCGGUCCAUCUAAAAAGGCUAAAAGGGAGCAAGCAUGAGGAUGGUACCCAAAGUGACUCAGAGAACGGACUGGGCCUACGUUUCGCCAACCGCCGCCACGCCCUCGAGGAACGCCUAAAAGCAGCGCACGGCCACGUGGGAGCAGGAGCAGGAGGAGCAGGAGCGGGGAACAUAACAGUGAGCGGGACCAGAGCUGCCGGCGCCCGCACCGCUUUUAUGAUCGAGUUCUACGACGAGGAAAACCCUCGCAAGCGCCGGUCAUAUUCGUUUUCCCAGACUGCACCCCUGCAGGGAGUAGGUGGAGGGGAGGGACUGUGUCCACAGCCUCCCUCUCACCCCAAGGUGUUCAGCAUUUCAACCUCUGCUACUACAGCCUCAGACUCCGGUAAGGUCCCUGCUCCGAUACCAGCCACAGUGACUGCAGGUGCCCCUACGGCUGCACGCGUCCUUCUCAAGCAGAGGUCAGAAGAUCAGAGUAUCGGUCGCAGCUCAGCCAGCACCGGGCUGGCGACAGGAAGCCCCACCACCCCCAGCGAGGACACCUCGGUCAUCGGGAGGGCAGUGGGAACCGCUGGAGGGGAGGCAGACGACGACCAUAGUGAUAAGGGCACCUACACUAUUGAACUGGAGAACAGGAACCCAGAGGAAGAGGAGGCCAGGCGUAUGAUAGACAAGGUGUUUGGUGUGCAGCAGAGCCAGGACACCUCUGUUCUGUCAGACCUAAAAGAAGGAAAAGGAAAGGAGACAGGAGAGACAGGGAAAGAGGCUCAUCCCGGUGACUCGAGCUGGGUCUCUCAGUGGGCCAGUCUAGCUGCCAAUCACACCAGGACAGACCCAGAGGGCUCAGGAGCAGAAACAGCCGCCUUCGUGCACAAAGAGAGAGCUGAUGCCUUUGAGUCGGGUGCAUCCCUCAGCAGAGGUGAAUCUUCCUCCAGUCUGACCGACCGUAAGCGCAGGACCCUCCCCCAGCUCCCUGUGGAUGACCCCCAGGCUAAAUCCAGCACCAAAGCUCUGGGACUGAGGUCAGAGAUCGGGGAGAAACAGGACACUGAACCACAGGAGAAAGAGAACAAGGGAGACGGGGAGUCCCCAACUCCCAUCGGGGACGAGAUGACGAGUAAACGUAAACAAAGCGCCACAUCUUCUCCAUCCAAGGCUCCUCUCCGGUCCACUGGCAGCGCUGAGCGGAGGAAGAGGUCAGAGGAGAGGAAAGGAGCAGGAGGAGGUGCAGGAGGAGAAGCAGGAGAGAAGUCUGGGAAGCCUCUAGUGCGUCAGGGCAGCUUCACAAUUGAGAAGCCCAGCGCUAAUGUCCCCGCAGAGCUCAUCCCACGCAUCAACAGAGGCAGCAGUGGGCGAGAACGCAGUGACUCCGUGGGCAGCAUGGACACUGCUACACUCCUGAAGGACACUGAAGCUGUCAUGGCAUUCUUGGAGGCCAAAUUAAGAGAUGAAAACAAACUAGACCAGAAAAGUAGCAAAACUGGCAUCGCCACUCAGGGUUCAGGCUCUGGCUUCCCCCCUCGGACUGGCUCCAUCUCUCCUGAAUCAGACGUGGACACGGCCAGCACAGCUAGUCACGUGGCUCCAGAGGCAGAGAGGAAAGCAUCAGCUGGCGGUGAACAAAAACGACGUUCCUUCAGCAGUAUGCACCGGGAGAAGAGCAACAUGAGCACUGCUUCCAAAACCAGCGUCACUAAUGCAAGUGCCCGUGAGCGCUUGGAGAGGAAGUCUAAAACAAGAACAGCGGAGGCGACAAGCCGGACUGACACACGCCGCUCUGUUCAGCCGUCCUCUGCCUCCUCCAGAACACGCCAGCCUUCUCUGGACCUCACAGAUGAUGACCAGACUUCUUCCUUCCCCAUCUCUGACAUCCUCUCCUCAGACCAGGAGACCUACUCUGGACCUUUGGGACAUUCUAAACUCGACAGCAGAUCUGCUAAAACCUCGGCCAGUGGAUCCUCCAAAACCAGCCGCCCUCUCCAGGCGGCCACAGCCUCGUCCCUGAAUAAGCAGGCCUCGCUGCCUCAGCCGCGGCCCACGAGAGCCUCCCUCCUCCGCCGCGCCCGGCUGGGAGAUACAUCUGACACGGAUCUAGCUGACGCAGACAGGGUGUCCGUCGCAUCCGAGGUGUCCACCACCAGCUCCACCUCUAAGCCACCAUCCGGUCGGAAGGGAUUGUCGCGACUGGACAUGCUGGCUCAGCCGCGUAGGAACCGCCUGGGCUCCAUCUCAGCCCGCAGUGACUCAGAGUGUACAGUGACCCGGAGCUCCACCUCUUCACCCCGCCUGUCAGCCGAGACUGCUCUGCGUUUGGGUUUGCGCUCUUCAACACCGACAGAGAACAGGCUGACACCGAGGAUGAGGGCCAACAGCGUGUCCAAACUGAAUGAGACCAAGACUAAGACCACUACAUCUGGAUACUGCUCGCCCACAGUGUCCAGUAGCAGCAGGUGGAGACGUCUGCCGCCUGAGUACGGCUCCACCUCGGAGGAAGAGUUUGGCUCCAACCGGAAUUCUCCGAAGCACGGAGGACGCUCCCACAUGCGGCCUCAUCACCUCGUGCCACACCGCAGCUCUAGACUCAGCACCACCGCGAGCCCAGGCUCCGGCGUGGUGACGGGUCCGGGUGGAGUGGGGGUCAAACACCGCAUGAAAGAACAAGAGGAGUAUAUCAGGGACUGGACAGCACACAGCGAGGAGAUAGCAAGGUUAUUCCCAUGUGUGCGCAGGAUCAGCCAGGACCUGGCUAAGGACUUGGCCAUCUUGGCUCGUGAGAUCCACGAUGUGGCCGGCGAAAUCGACUCGGUCAGCUCAUCCGGCACGGCGCCCAGCACCACUGUCAGCACUGCCGCCACGACCCCGGGAUCGGCCAUCGACACCCGGGAAGAGGUAGGCCCUGCACGUCCCACGCAGCCGGAUAUACAGGAGAGCAUGAGAAAGUUGGUGGAUCGGGUGUUUGACGAGAGCCUCAACUUCAGGAAGAUCCCGCCUGUGAUUUCAACCAAUAAAGCACCAGAGAUCAACGGUAAGCCGGUGGAGCUCCGACCCCGAGCUCCUGACAGCCUGGAGCCUCGAGCUCUGAGGAGACGCACCUGGAACCGAGAGGAGGCGGUAUUGGACAGCCUCCUGCUCAAUUCAGUUUCUCAGCUGUCCACAAAGAUCAGACACUCUGUCGACAAAACAGCAGGAAAAAUCAGGAUAUUGUUCAAGGAUAAGGACAGGAACUGGGACGAGAUCGAAAACAAACUGCGAUCAGAGAGUGACAUACCACUUCUGAAAACCUCCAACAAGGAGAUCUCCUCAAUUCUGCUUGAACUCAAGAGAGUCGAGAAGCAGCUUCAAGUCAUCAACGUUAUGGUCGACCCAGAUGGGACUCUUGAUGCCCUUGCCAGUCUCGGCCUGACCAGCCCCACCACCCCUACCAAGCCCCAAACCGCCAAAACAACUUCCCCCUCUGCCACCAGCCCCAGGUCUGCACCCCCAGCCAAAGAUUUACUGCCGGAGAUCCUUCCUGGGCCCGGAGGAUCAUCAGCCAGGGUUCAGGCUUCCUCUGCCAGCACAGAGGAGACUGCACGAGACUCCAGCGCGGGUCUGGGGUUAACAGGAGUCGGAGGACUGCCCUUCAGCCGCAUGCGGCCGAGCGGAGAGGAGGCCAUUGCACAGAAGUGAACAGAAAAUUUCCCUGAAAUCAGUAUUAUGUGAAUAAAUGUGGGUCUGGAUUGGAGUGCAGGUGGCUGAUGAUCACAACAAUGAAGCAGGCGUAGAAACAUUUUAACAGUUGCCAUUUUGCUGACUAUAACAGUGGAGGAUUAUGGGUAUAAUAUAAACAUAACUUAGCUAAAGUGUUACCAGACCUGGCCAGAAAUGAAGUGCUCCAACUGAUGCAUCAUGAAUAUACCAGAACUUCACACCCAUGAAUGACUUAGAUCGAGUCAUAUUAUGAACUUUUAAGCUUCAAACUGUUCAUACUGGCCAACCUGACUUCCUGAUGGACUGAAGCCUACCUGGCUGCCUGGACAGAUCUCUGUGAUUAAUUGUACAGUCUCCACUCUCCUCCAGUCAGCUCCUCUUUGCCUUCUCCAUGUGACUGGACCCUAACCCCUACACUAAGGACAUGCCUUAAAACACAUCCUUGAUAGUAGCAGCCCCCGUGUCCCCUCAGAUAAUAUACAACUCUUAAGACUUUAAUACAAUACUUUCAGACCAACAGAAUGCAUUGUAAAAUAAAACACUUGCAAAAUAUGUUCUAUUUACACAGCAGCGACUGCGAUGAUUUAUUAGCUCUUGUUCAGUAUAAAGAAUAUUUCUGCAGCCUUAACGAACCACACGGUCAUACAGACACGCUUCAUGCCUGAAACACUUCACGUAACUCUAACCGUCCAUCAAUGCAUCUCUCAAACUGACUGGAUUUGUAGUGCCUGCCCAUCUCUGUGCUCUCCUUUUUCUUCUUCUUCACCCUUUCCUCUCUCUCUCUCCCAGUAGUUGGAAAAAAGUGUUAACACAAAGUUUGUCACUGCAGUAGCAUGUACAGGACAGAGCUGAGAGCUUCCUUCCUGCAAAAGUUGGUGUCUGUGUUGUUACUUACUUCUAAUACUGAAUGGUAGUUGUACACAAUAGUAACAGCCUUUUGGAAACCAAUGAUCAUUUUCACUCAAAAGAACCGCUUACCAAAGUUAACUAAGUUUGUCGACAUGUUCAAAACAGUGGCAGUUCAUCUCGUGUCUCGCCUUCUUCUCUGAAUGUCAGGAUCAUGUCUCUGUCAACAAAUCAAAGCUUGAAUAGCUUAUUUAUCAAAAAUCAAACACUAGUUUAAUCAUUCAUCACCGCCAUAUCUUUUUUGAGAAUCAGUGCCCUUAGCUUUUUGCAGUACCUCCACUUAAGUGUCCUCAUUCAUUUGCAAUUGGCUUUUUUCUACUUUUUCCAGCCAUGGGUGAUGUGACUUAUUUUUAAACUUAGCAGUGACAAAGCAAAGAAAAGAACUGUUUAAACUAAAUAUUUUCUAAUAUUUAGAUACUGGUAUUGUAGAUAAUUGUGGACCUUUAUUUUUUAAUGCUUUGGCGUCACCUCACAUGACAUUUCAUCUUCUCUGUCUGUCACUAACAUGCUUGAGCUCACGUACGCGCAAAAACCCGAGCACGGAAAAGUCGCUGGAAUUCUUUUUAAAUCAUGGACAACUUACGAGGAGGCCUUUUGUGUUUUCAAAAUGUUUCUCUGAGGAACGUCAGUGAGAAGAAAUGAACACGUUGGAAAAUAAGCUCCCCAUCUAUUUUAUGGAUUUUUGCUCAUAAUACGGCUUCAUAUCAGUCUAUAUACAGUGGAUGCAUUGUUCUGUUUCCGCCAAAGGGGGGGGAAGUUCCAGCAUACUGAUACUGUAGAGUUGCAGAGAAAGUCUAGUUAACCUCUUUCUCGCUGACUUUGCUGCUUUUCUAGUAACUUCACGGGGACUAACCAUUUUCUGAGUCUCUCUUCAGUUUAUAGUCUGUGUUCUAGAGUAAGAUGACUUAAAGGCAGUAUAUUAGUACUUAGAUACUCUUGCAAUAGUGAAUUUAGGUACCAGAAUACAUGUUCAUUUCCUUCUCUCUAUACUGUACUGUACAAUGUUUUUUCAAUGCCUCAAAGUGCCCAUUUUGACUAGCGAAGGGCAUUGAAUAAAAGAAAAUGUAGUUGUCUAAAAAAAAAAAAAAAUCUUUUAUUUUGCACAUCAGACUGUGGUGGGGUUUUUUUUCAUACAGAAGUAGUGAAGAAGCAGCGAAAGGCAAAGAAUGAUAUCACUUUGCCUGAUAUCAGAAGUGACUGCCUCGCCUCUCUGGAAUGAUUCUGUCUGUACAAACGAAGCCUCUAAUUGUGUUUUUUUUUUUCUUCCCCCCGUUUUAUCAAAAAAAAAAAAAGAAAUUAGGGGACUGUGAAUGCUAGGUACAUGUUUAUUUUUGAAAUUCUACAUGUCGCAUCUGAUCAGUGUUCUUUGUCAUUUUUUUCUUGUCAUUUUUGUAAAGAAAAGACACCGUUUUAUUUAUUUUUUGUUUUUGUUUUAAUAUUUUGUGGAUGUUUCAUGCAUUUUAUAUUUGUUCCAACUACCUGCAUUGUUUCUUACUGUUAAUAAAAGAGAGCCAUUCA
Messenger RNA from Larimichthys crocea (large yellow croaker), 7597 nucleotides. It is a transcript of the gene cep170aa, whose product is annotated as centrosomal protein 170Aa. Lineage: Eukaryota; Metazoa; Chordata; Actinopteri; Sciaenidae. Gene Ontology annotation, cellular component: centriole. The coding region runs from base 329 to 5152 and encodes 1607 amino acids. Gene Ontology annotation, molecular function: protein binding. The transcript is spliced from 22 exons. The record is from RefSeq and is a predicted model, not a curated record.